Cyphellophora attinorum is the source of this 135-nucleotide messenger RNA. RefSeq lists its product as uncharacterized. The record is from RefSeq and is a predicted model, not a curated record. The annotation marks the transcript as partial. NCBI's taxonomy places the organism in Eukaryota, Fungi, Ascomycota, Eurotiomycetes, Chaetothyriales, Cyphellophoraceae. The transcript has a single exon.
GGUGUGCCGCAGGGGCCGGCUGGAGGCUUCGGUGUAGGUGGUUUUGAUCAGGGCGGUGGGUUUGGUGGUGGAGGAGGCGGCGGUGGAGGCGGCGGUGGCAGAGGGAGAGGAAGAAGGGGUCGCGGAAACUGGUGA